This is a messenger RNA of Pochonia chlamydosporia 170, 945 nucleotides long. Its product is annotated as Ferritin/ribonucleotide reductase-like protein. The record is from RefSeq and is a predicted model, not a curated record. The coding region runs from base 1 to 945 and encodes 314 amino acids. The transcript is spliced from 2 exons. Lineage: Eukaryota; Fungi; Ascomycota; Sordariomycetes; Hypocreales; Clavicipitaceae.
AUGCCUUCAUUGAAAGCUGCUACACUGGCUAUACUGGCCGCCACGGCUGCGGCGUUGCCUACCACUCAGCGAGCCGGGUAUAGGAGACAAGCUCAGAACGGGACAACUAAUGCUGCUGCUCCCGCUGCGUUGAGUGACCCUGAUAUUUUGCAAUUCGCUCUUACGCUGGAACACCUCGAGGAGGCAUUCUACCGACAGGGGUUCGCCAAGUUCCCCGAUUCUGACUUUGCCGCGCUGGGCUUGAAGCCGAACCAAAUCCAAGAUCUCAAGGGAAUUGGCAAGACGGAACAAGAACACGUCACCUUUCUCCAAUCGGCACUCGCCCAAGCUGGUGUGCAACCUGUAAAGCCAUGCGAGUACGACUUCAAGUUCACCGACGCCAAGGGCAUGGCUACAACGGGAGCGCUGCUCGAAAACGUCGGUGUGUCCGCCUAUCUCGGCGCCGCAAAGCUCCUCAAAGACCCGGCCAUCUUAACAGCCGCCGGAUCCAUCCUUACCAUCGAGGCGAGACACCAGAGCUCGCUCCGCGUGCUGCUCGGCCAGACAGCCGUGCCGCAAGCCUUUGACGCGCCUCUCGGCCCAACUGCCGUCUUCUCCCUCGCCGCCCCUUUCAUCAAGUCGUGUCCCCAGGGAUCCAACCUGGCCAUCACGGCUUUCCCCGCGCUGAGCAUGGCCCAGGGACAAGAUGCGAGCGCUCUGGCGGUCGGAAACACCGUCAAGGUAUCAGCAGCCAGUGGUGCUUCCGGCGCUACAAACUGCGCCUUUACCUCUGGAGGCGUGGUCCCCGGCGGCACCGUCUUCACACCCUUUUCCGAAGCGAACGGCUGCCAGAUUCCCAGUGGUGUCGCAGGAGUGACAUAUUUGUCCCUGUCUAGCUCGGCACCGCUGGAUGGCGUGCUGACGGAUGCAAUGACCGUUGCUGGGCCCAUGAUUCUGGCCCUAUGA